Seriola dumerili (greater amberjack) is the source of this 6185-nucleotide messenger RNA. It is a transcript of the gene rbm33a, whose product is annotated as RNA binding motif protein 33. Gene Ontology annotation, molecular function: RNA binding. The record is from RefSeq and is a predicted model, not a curated record. Lineage: Eukaryota; Metazoa; Chordata; Actinopteri; Carangiformes; Carangidae. The transcript has 19 exons. The coding region runs from base 130 to 4011 and encodes 1293 amino acids.
UCAAUGCUGCAUAGACGCUGUUUGGUUGCUAGUUUCACGCUUUUUUUACUGUCCUACGAGUGAAAUACGAAAGAUUAAAUGCAACCCCCAUUUUUGUAGUCAGACUUUGAGGGGGACACGCAGUGCACCAUGUCAGCCAACGGCCAGGAUUAUGACUUUGAUGAAUAUGACAAACCUGGUGCUGAGCGGUCACGCAGGAGGAGAGGUGAAGAUGAUGAUCUAGAGAGUGAUUUGGAAGAGGAUUUGUUGGAGGAGAAUCCCUCAGAAGUGUCUGAUGAAGAGCUGAAUGACGACCUUCUACAAAGUGAUGAUGAAGAUGUGAACAUGAGUGGUCAGGAUAUGAGCCUCAAUGCCACAUACAACUUAGGCACAUCCUAUGACCAGCAGGACAACUCGCAGGAAGCAGACUACACAGAUGACGUUGUGAACCUGGGUGCAGAGGGCUGUGAAGGAGGGGAUGUACAGGAGGAGGGGUACCAGCAAGAAGAGGAGUACACAGAGGAAUACAGCCAGGACGACAACACAGAGAUGCCUGAAGACCAGAUGGAUUACACUGUUGAGCUAGCUGACGGUGAAGAUGGCUACCAGGAUGAAGUGUUAGACAUCCAAAUCAAUGAGCCCUUAGAUGGUGAAUUUCAAGAUGAUGAAUAUCAAACCUCCUAUGAUGAGCCUCUGGAUGAACAUGGAGUCCAACAGGAGGAGGCCCCCGAGGAGGAGGAAGAGGUGGGGGAAGAACAGCAGCAGGAAGAAGAGGAGGAAGACACUGCAGAGGACUCUCAGGUCUUUGACACAGAGGAGGUUGAAAAUGAAGCUGUGCCUGAAGAAGAAACCAAGGAAGAAUCAGAUGAGGAGGAUGAGGAAGAUGAAGAGUCUGGUCGCAUACGGUUCAAGUCUGAGAGAAAAGAUGGCGCUGUUGUGCGUUUGGCUGAUGCAGGCAGUAAAAGGAGGAACAUCCCUGAAACAUUAGAACUGUCAGAGAAGGCCAAGCAGGAUCUGAGGGAAUUUGAGGAGCAAGAACGGCAGAAAAGACAGAACCGUUACGGAGGCCGAGGGAGAGGAGGAGGAGGAGGCUGUGGGCGAGGAAGCCGAGGAAGAGGAGGUUUCCCAGGCUUUGGAAUGGGAGAUUUUAGAGGAGGACACAGAGGAAGAAUGAAUGACCAGAGGCUCCCCUUGAUGGGAAACAUGGGCAUGCAGCAGCCACCCUCCAGAAUGCCUCCUCCUCAUCAGCCUCAUCAGCAGCAACUGCAGUCCCAGCAGCACCACCCUUCGCGUCCAAGAGGACCUCCUCCCUUCCAAGAGCAUGGGCGCCCACUGGCCCAGCAGCCCCUUCAGCCCCUCAUCCCCCCACACAUGGCUCACCGCUCUCCGCCGUUGCGGCCCCAGAUGGAGCCGCCACCACGAAUGAUGAGCUCCCCACCACCCCACUUCCCCCAGCAUCACCAGCAGCAACCUCCACAGCCCAAAAACAUCCACAUAAACCCCCAUUUCAGAGGGCCCACGUCAUCUUCUGUGCAAGUGCCCUUGAUGCCUCCUGCUCAGAGCCAGCCCAGACCUGCUGUGGGUCCUCAGAGGUUCCCUGGACCGGGAGACUUCCAGCAGCACAUGCCUGGUAAUUUUGGUCAGCCCCAGCGGCCUCCUCAUCACAUGGAGCCCUUUAGGAACCAGCCACCUCAAGGCCCCCAGGAUAGGGAGCCCCUCUUUAUGACAGAGCGCACAGAGUCAACAAGGUUUCCAGGGCAGCACAUGUUUGAUCACCAGGGCCCCAGCCCUCUGAUGAACAGCAGCAACAACCUCCACCAGCAGCAGCAGCUGCCCGGACAGGGCCACAUGGGCUUCGGCCCACCAGGACCAGCCUUCAACCAGCCGGGUCAGGGCCCGCUAGGACUGUUUCCGAGAGAACCCCCAAGACCCAACCUCCCUCCCCACCAAGGUCACCAAGGAAUGGUCGGCUUGAAUCAACAAAGUGGCCCCCCUAACCAGCCCAGACCUUUCAUGGGCCCUCGUCAGCCGUUUGGCCAGCAGGGGAACCUUUUUCCCCCUCCACAAGUUCAGUUUGGGAUGCAGGUACGACUAAGAGGCUUAAUGCAUGGUCCUCCUGUCUCCCAGCUUCCACAUCACGACCCUAUGUCAUCCCAUCAGCCCAUGCACCACCAGCAACAACAUCAUAGGCAGGAGUUACCCCAUCACCAGCAGCAACAGCUAAAUCUCAGUGAGCCUCGCCCCAUGAUGCACCAUGGCCAGAAUCUCUUCCAUCAACAGCAGGCGCACGGUAGCCCCAGGCAGAUGACUCCCCGCCCUCAGAACCCCCAGCAGCGCAACAUGUCCAACAGGCAGAGGAUGAACACACCUGUUUCCAAGCAAAUACAGCAGCGCAACAGCAACCUACGGGAGCUCCCUGUAGCACCUGGCAACACAAACAUGAACAGUGCCCGCCCCACCGCCUCCCCCGCUGCCAACGUCAGGCCUGUUGCCAAGGCAACACAGGGGGUGCGUCCUGGGCAGAACAUUCAGCCGGUGCCUGACGGUGGCAGAGGAAGAGGCCUAUUUGCUGCCAAGACUGAAUCGCAGCCUGGGGGAGCAGGCAGGACAGUGGUUCGCAAGGAAAUCCCAAGCACACCGUCCAGCACAGCACAGGACCCUGAUGAGGAUGAGGAGACACGGCAGUAUCGUCUGAAGAUUGAGGAGCAGAAGCGUCUGAGAGAGGAGAUCCUGAAGAGGAAGGAAAUGCGACGGCAGAUGCAAGCCGGCGUCAGAAAGAAGGAGCUGCUGGAAAGGCUUAAUUCCCAGACAAACACUCCAAGCCAAGGGCCCGCUCCUACACUGAUUCAACCUGCACAGCAAAAUCAGCAAACACACCCUGUACAAAAACAACCACCACCGCAGCAGCAGCAGCAGCAGCAGCAGCAGCAGCAGCAGCAGCAGCAUCCAGAACAAAAACAGCAGCCACAGUUACAAAAACAGCAGCAACAGUUACAGCCACAACAGCAGAGACAGUUUCCUCAGAGAACACAACAACCAUUAAAUCAGUCAUUUAAGAAUCCUAAUCAAGGCACCCCCAUCCCUCCUAAUGGCGCCACUCAAACCCUUACACCACGUCCCAAUGUGAAGACACGCCUGCAGAUGGUAAAAGGUAACCCCCCACAGCAACAGACCCCUGGGCCUAUUCCAGACCAGCAAUGGAAACAGCCCCAACAAAGUCCACAGCAGCUGCAACAACAACAACAGCAGCAGCAGAAACAACAACAACAACAACAACAACAACAACAAGAACAACAGCAGCAACAGCAACAAAGAAACAGUGCAAUGCAGAACGUAAACAGACCUGGCACUCAAAACAACAUACCUGUAACUCCCUCAUUGGGCCCGGCUCAGGCUCAGACUCAGGCUCAGGCUCAGGCUCAAGGACCUAAACCUGGGGCUAAAAGAACUGUGAUGCAGCGAGCCAAGAAUUCUGGUGUCGAAGGUCAGCAGGUGCCGCAAAAAGUCAGAGUCGUCAAACUUUCAGGAGCGAGUGGAAAGGGGCCUGAGGCCACUGGCAGCCCUAUGCAGCAACAAGGCACCUGGCCGGCACCCGCACUCAACCAGGGCGUCCAGAGGAAGGUUACCAUGACAGGACAGCAGCAACAGGGACCAAGCGGAACACCGCAGGCUUGCCGAGGGGGCAUGGGCAACCCACAGCAAAACAGGGUUGUCGUGUCAGGCCGGGGCCGAGGUAGAGGGGGUGGUCAGAUGGGUCGAGGUCGUCCGAUGUCCACCAGACAAAGCCAAAGAGGUGCAGAGAGCGAACGCUGUACCGUGUCCAUAGAGGGCCUCUCCUCAUCCACAACUGACGUUCAGCUGAAGAAUCUUCUCAGAUCCAUUGGCCCCAUUGAGAUGUUCAAAAUGAUGCCACAGCAGAGGAAAGCAGUUGCCACAUUUUCCAGUCCCCAGCACGCAGCAAGUUUUCAAAUGAGCUUCCAUAGGCACAUGAUUGAUUUGUCCCACAUUGAUGUGUCGCUGAUUGAUGGAUGAGGAGCACAAUAGAGCCAGGGAGUCCCGUUACAAGACGUCACUUUCUCCUGACAUGGGAGCUUCUCAUGCACAGCUCCAUCUUGGCAUAGGAAUAUUUCUUCAGCCUUUUGAGGUCACUCACAGUCAACGUCUGCACAGAAGCAUCGUUCGUCAUUCAUCUCCUCUCAGCUUUGAACAGUGAUCACAAAGACAUAAGCUGCGAGCACGCCUGUGUUUGACUUUGUCUACCAAUUGGCCAUUGUUGUAAAUUGGCACUGGAGAGACACUGGACAGUUAAUCCUACUUCGAUGUAGUUUGUGAUGAAUGUUUUUGUGCAUCUUACACGGACCCUAAGUAGAACAUAUCAUGAGAUAAUGGUUGCUCCCCUCCUCAGUGAGAUUCAUAUUAACAAAUGCAAAUGACACUUGAACGUUGUAAUUCUAAUGUGACCACUUCAUAGUGUUAUUUUUUUUCUUUAUUAUUAUUUGCGGCUCGGUGUUUGGUUUACACGCAGGGAAUGGUUGUGGCUGAUUGUAGCCAGCCUAUUCAUGUGGGCUCUACCCUAGCAGUGUUUGUCCCCCUCUGUAGAUGGCAGUAUUUCAUUACUAUUGGUGCUUCAUUUUUUUUCAACCCAAACCUGCUUUUAGGUAGAGUGAUGAAUCCCCAAGCAAAGCAGUUUUUGGGUAAAUGGCACUACCUAGUGGAGGACUAGCAUACAGGCACAGAGGUGGCCUGGGUGGACGAUUUAAUAGAGUAGACAUAGCAGUGACUAAAACCAAGUUAACACAGGAUUUAACAGGAUUUAACAUGAAUAUGUGUUUUCCAAAUUCCCUUUAGUUUCGGGAAUUGUGACUGUGUUGUGUAGAUUUUGUGGUGCUUUAAGUUUCAGUGCUGCUUCUCAGACAUUGUUCAGCUCAAAUCGCUCAUUAAAGUUAGUUCAUUUGGUCAUUUGGCAGUGCUCCUUGUUCUAAAUGUUAGAACGUCUUUUAACUGUUUAAUUUUAACACCUGGAAUGCAUUUAGGAAAAAUACUUCAUGCCUUUUGGAUGUAUAUUUUAGUUGUAUGUCUGAUUAUGGAGUUAGAUUUAGCUUUCUAAUCUGUCCUAAGUGUGCCUUGAAGGAGUGUGUUUUUAGGUUUUUUGAGAUUUUUUAUGCGUACAACUUAAAAGUAUAUUGUUGGGAAUUUAAUAUUUGUAUUAUUUUGUAGCUCUGAGGGAAUUACUUACAAUUACAAUUCGUUUCAGGAUAUACACAUCUAUGUAAAUUAUUUGAGCUAGGAUAUAUGUUUGGCUUUCUCCUUUCAGAAAUAACUGAUCUGAAUCUGUGUGACUAUCACUUGAUAAUUUGAUGCCUUAUCAAUGAGCUGUAUAAUGUACCUGGAAUAGCACUUUGAGCAAAAGGCCUUCACACUGAGCUAGUAAUGUGGAUAUUUGGCAGAAGAGCAGAAACAAACAAAUUACCUUAAAUGUUGAGUUCCCCUUAUUAUGAUAUAGAUGUUCUCUGUAACUUCUGGGCUCUAAAUCAUAAUGAUAUCUUACUCUUACAAAGGGUCAAAUUUCUUCACACGUGUGAGAAAUUCACUUGUACAAUCACUAAUGCAACAUAUUUUUCUGAGCAUGUGCCCUUGUUUGGGAAGUGCUACCACAUCACUGAAACCUUUUAAUUCUCUUAAUACUUAACUUCCGUGUCAUCAUUUAACUAAAUAUAGCAAGUUAGUCUCACUUACUUUUUCAGUUAUUCCAUGAUUUUUUUUCUACAUACAACAUUUUUGUCUGUUCCGUGUUUAGGAUUUGUCAAACAGAAAGUUCUUCUAAAUAUUCAAACAUUGUUUUGCGUACUUUAUUGAUAGGGAUGUGAUGCGAGGAAGGUGAGGGGGCAACCAUUAUCUAUGUAGUGAUCAUGUACAUAAGUAGAUCAGAACUUUGACUCAAUAUUUAUCCUGUUAACAUUUUUUGAGUUAUUCUUUACUCAUGUUGUAUCAAGUUAAACAGUUUUAUAUGUAAAGAUAUGCUGAUGUGUCCAGGCAUAAAUCAUUUUACAAUUGUUUUUGUUUUGAAUUUAGAGCCAACAUGAAAAAAUGACUGGACCACGUUUCUGUUUAUAAGACAUUUGACAAAAAGUUUAAGGGAAAACAAGAAAAUAAAACAUGGCCAAUAUACCGUGAACAUGCAGGUAUGUAAAGCCGGUUCAACUUUA